Molecule: messenger RNA, 576 nt
Organism: Hibiscus syriacus
Lineage: Eukaryota; Viridiplantae; Streptophyta; Magnoliopsida; Malvales; Malvaceae
Exons: 4
Coding region: 84-347 (87 amino acids)
Biological process (GO): mRNA splicing, via spliceosome
Cellular component (GO): U2 snRNP; precatalytic spliceosome
Source: RefSeq, a predicted model, not a curated record
UUAUAUAUAUGUACACACACAGGACAUAAAGAUGAAUUUUUAUCGUGCUCCUUAUAUUUUUCUCAAGAGCUUCGAGAAAGAAGAUGCAGGCAAGCGAUAGGUUUAACAUCAAUUCCCAACUCGAACAUCUCCAAGCCAAAUACGUUGGAACUGGCCAUGCUGAUCUUAGCAGAUUUGAAUGGGCGGUGAACAUUCAACGAGAUAGCUACGCGUCAUAUAUAGGGCAUUACCCAAUGUUGGCUUACUUUUCCGUGGCUGAAAAUGAAUCCAUUGGAAGAGAGCGCUACAACUUCAUGCAGAAAAUGCUUCUGCCUUGUGGUCUGCCUCCGGAGAGGGAAGAUGAUUAAAAGCUGUUGCUCCGGCUGUGAAGUGAAAUGUUAGUUAGUCCAAUCUUUUCCCAUCAGGCAAGAUAUUUUCCUAAUUGAAAUAUCCAUCAAUAUCGUGUUUAUUCUCAACUUGAAGUAUGAAGUUAUGUCGUAGUGGUGAGUAUUGUGUCCGUAGCAAGAUUUCUUGAAUUCUAGUACCUAUUUAAUUCCUAAAACGUGCCUGGUCAUCUUGCUUAUUCUGGGUUUGCAG